GAGACUGCAGAGGCCGACUGGGUCGGGAAGAUCAGGAAGAGGGUAGAGGACCCUGAGAAGGAUGCAAUGGCAGAGAACAGGACUUGGCCCUGCGUCUGCAGGUCCCCACAUUGCUUUGGAGAGAGUUGGCCAGAAACUCCUGAAGAAGCUCCCUUCUCCAAAAGCACAGGACUGGUGCUAUGUGUACUAGAUAAAAAGAAGCAAGAAAGAUGAGAUAGACAGGCCAGCAAGCUCAGGGAGAGGGAGCAUAGCUUGAAUAAGUCCCUGUGAAAGUGGAAUGGCCCUUCAUUUGAAUGCAAAUGUUAUGUAAAGGCAUGGAGCCCCUUGACGUCAGCCCAGCUAUUGGUGGCCCAUCUAUACAGGGUUACCAGUCACCUGGAAGCCUUCAGGGUAGGAAACGUGGGAUGGAGCAGUCGGAGGGAAGCAGAGGAGCUUGCAGCACAGCUACGGACUGACGGAUUCGCUGCUGCUUUCUGGAAGUUGGGACCGGGCCUUGCAGGGAUAUCAGGAUGGCUUAGGGAGCUCCUUCCUCCCACCCAAGGCAUCAUGUACGGAAGCAAUCUUUUGGAGAAAGAAGUGGGCAUGUACCCGGGCACACUCAGGAGCCCUCGGGGAGAUGGCAGUGCUGACGGGGAUGGCACUGGGGGCAGUGGGAGUCCGCUGCCAGCUCCCAACUUCGGGGCGGUCCCUGCCUAUGUGCACUACACGGGGUAUCCCCACAUGUCCAAUAUGGAUCUCCAAGGGCCGUCGCUAGAAGCCUGGGGGUCACCAUUCAGUCUCCCCCGGGAAGACUGGAACGUGUACUCUGGGCCGUCCAAUACAAUAGGCUCUGUGCCCACGAACGACUUGACCCCUAGCCCAGCCGCUUUCGGCCUGCCUGAGUACUGCAACCUGGGCCCAGCGGGUGGCGGAAACAGCGGCGUCAGCCUGCCAGCCCCAGCCGACCGGACACUGGUCCCCAUUGACGCGGGGACCGCUGACACCAGUUCCCCCAGGAGGAACCGACACAGCCCUUAUGCCUGGAUGCGCAAGACCGUGCAGGUGACCGGCAAAACCAGGACAAAAGAAAAGUAUCGUGUUGUUUACACAGAUCAUCAAAGGCUGGAGCUGGAAAAGGAAUUCCACUGCAAUAGAUAUAUCACCAUCCAGAGGAAAUCAGAGCUGGCAGUCAACCUGGGCCUUUCUGAGAGACAGGUGAAAAUCUGGUUUCAAAAUCGCAGAGCCAAGGAGAGGAAGAUGAUCAAGAAGAAAAUCUCUCAGUUUGGGAACAGUGGAGGCUCAGUGAAAAGUGACUCUGGGUCCAUCAGUCCUAGGGAACUGCCUAACACUUUUUUCACCACCCCAUCUGCUGUCCAUGGAUUUCAGCCUAUCGAGAUAAAACAGGACUAUCUGGGCAAUGAUCCCAGCUCUGCCCUCUGGGAACUGGCCAUGUUCUCUGAACUCUUGGUGAAGGCCCCACCUUCUAGGCCCACUGGGACAGUUUUGGGAAGCCCUAUUCCUCUGAUUGGCCUGAGUAAUGACCCCGCCCUCCUGGCCCUUGGUGGCUCCAUUCUCCUGACCCACAGACAUGACAGCCCCCUCAACUUUGGGUAG
Molecule: messenger RNA, 1593 nt
Organism: Loxodonta africana (African savanna elephant)
Lineage: Eukaryota; Metazoa; Chordata; Mammalia; Proboscidea; Elephantidae
Gene: CDX4
Product: caudal type homeobox 4
Exons: 4
Coding region: 547-1593 (348 amino acids)
Biological process (GO): cell differentiation; embryo development; animal organ morphogenesis
Cellular component (GO): nucleus
Molecular function (GO): RNA polymerase II transcription regulatory region sequence-specific DNA binding; DNA-binding transcription factor activity, RNA polymerase II-specific
Source: RefSeq, a predicted model, not a curated record